UCUCUCUAUAAAUACUCUUGCUUCCUGGCUUCAGUUUUCUGUUAUUGCAAAAGAUAAUCAAAGCGUUCAUUAAUGGCUGCAGAUGUUACUUCUUUCCUCGGACUCAGACAAGAACCGAGCUCAAACUCAGAAAUUUUGAUCACCAAAGACUUGCUCGGAGGCCUCUCCAAGAUUUCUAACUCAGAAUCGGAUCUGGGUUUAAAGCAUUUUAUGGUGCAGCAGAAUGAACAACGAGUGAGAUGCAAGUCACCAAACACACCAUUAUCAUCCAUUUCAGCAUCAGAAAACUCCGAAAACAAGAGGAAUCAUCCUCAGGAAACAAACCCAGAUGCAGAUUUCCAGGACUUGAAUUAUCCACCAUGUUCAGCAACAUCACCACCGCAACAAACACAUCAAAUCAACCAUUUCCUGGAAGAAACUUGCCUGGAUUUGAAGCUGCAAUCCUCAAACCAUUACCAAAGUGUUUGCACUCUCGACAAGGUCAAAUCCGCUCUGCAAAGAGCCGAAAAACAGAACCUGGAAAAGAAAAGACCUUAUUCUUCUCCUUCUCCUUCGCCAGGGCCCUUAAAUUCAUCAUCUUCAUCUUCAGGUCCUGGAAUGUUUGCAGCAGGCUGCCCUGGUUGCCUGCUUUAUGUAAUCACAUUAAAAACAAAUCCCAGAUGUCCUCGUUGCAACGCCACCGUGCCGUCUCCGGUGGCGGUGAAGAAGGCGAAAAUUGAUCUGAAUUCAUCGUUUUGAAGAUUGAUGUCAUUAUCUUCCUGUAUAGUGAUUAAGAAUGGUUUUUAAAGGGUAAAUUAGGUUCAGGAAUAUGGGUAUUAUUUAUUUAUUUAUAGAUAGAUUAGAUAUGAUUAAUUGGGUUAUUUAGAUUUAGGUUUAAAUUUGGUGUAAUUUGUCGAAUUUUGAUUGUAUGAUUUAUACUUGGCAUAAUUUUUAUUUUUUUGAAAUUGGUUUUGCCAGCCAUAUUUAUUGAAUGUUGAAAUAUUAAAGAAGGGCAGUCGUUUCUUCUGA
This is a messenger RNA of Pistacia vera, 1008 nucleotides long. RefSeq lists its product as uncharacterized. The record is from RefSeq and is a predicted model, not a curated record. The coding region runs from base 73 to 738 and encodes 221 amino acids. Lineage: Eukaryota; Viridiplantae; Streptophyta; Magnoliopsida; Sapindales; Anacardiaceae. The transcript has 2 exons.